AUGGAUGCCGCAUACGACCACAGCAACCGCGCCUUUCUUCAGGCGUUCAUGGCACGUUCGUUCAUGACCUUUAAAGAAGCGCAACCAGUUUUGGCCGCAAUAUUGACAGUUUCCGAGGGCCAAACAGUCGACCCCGAAGAUGUCACCGAAGAGCAAUUCUCCUCCUACGUUUCAGCAGCCAAUACCGCAAUUUCACCCUUCGACUUCGAGAUCAGAAGCUCAUUACUACAAACCCCUCCAACCACAACCCCAGAGGAUGCCCCUUCAUUACCAGACCGAGUGUACGCCCUCGUCAACACGACAAGUGAUCCUCUAACCCAGCUCGCGACAACGUACUCCGCAGACGAAAUCGCCUUCCUGAAACGCCUCCUCGACUACAUGUUCAUCAACAACAACACAGUCCGAUGCGAAGGGCUGGCCGCUACCCAAAUGCAAGCGGUGCAACUGCACCGAGCUGGCGAUACCAGUAGACGACAGUCCCAGGCUGCUGGUACACAACAAACACAGGCUGGAGCACCUCAGUCGCUGCGCAUGACGCAGGCAGAGACCAUGAUCAAAAAUUUAAUUGAGGAGGGCUGGCUACAGAAGAGUUUGAAGGGGUAUCUUAGUCUGACACCGCGCGCCUUGAUGGAGUUGCGGGGCUGGUUGGUGUCGGAGUAUAAUGAUGAGACUCGUGAGGGCCACCGAGCGCACCGGAUUAAGUUCUGCGCUGCUUGCAAGGAUAUCAUCACUGUGGGGCAACGCUGCGGUGAUCUCGAGUGUGGGGGACGUCUUCAUGAGCAUUGUAUGCGAAACUUCUUCCGUAUGCAGAAAGGGGAGAAUUGUCCUGUCUGCAAGGAAGGGUGGCCGGGCGAUCAUUAUGUAGGCGAGAGAGCCUUUGCUGCUAGGGCACAGCCGAGGAGUAUUGCGCAGCCAGACUCCCAGGUUCCUUAUUCUAGUAUGCCGAACGGUGAUGAAGAAGAAGAAUCGGAUGAGGAGAAUAGUGAUGAAGAUGGAUGA
Messenger RNA from Penicillium nucicola, 999 nucleotides. RefSeq names its product non-structural maintenance of chromosomes element 1 family protein. Bases 1 to 999 code for a protein of 332 amino acids. Gene Ontology annotation, biological process: DNA damage tolerance; double-strand break repair via homologous recombination. The transcript has 3 exons. Lineage: Eukaryota; Fungi; Ascomycota; Eurotiomycetes; Eurotiales; Aspergillaceae. The record is from RefSeq and is a predicted model, not a curated record. Gene Ontology annotation, molecular function: ubiquitin-protein transferase activity. Gene Ontology annotation, cellular component: nucleus; Smc5-Smc6 complex.